Molecule: messenger RNA, 288 nt
Organism: Acaulospora morrowiae
Lineage: Eukaryota; Fungi; Glomeromycota; Glomeromycetes; Diversisporales; Acaulosporaceae
Source: the annotation of a GenBank genome assembly
UCAAUUUUCCACGACGAUGAUAAGGAUGAAACUGUUUUGGCUUCUCCUUUAUCCCCUUACUUUUUUUUUCCUACAGACCUCUGGACGGGUUUCACGGCACACAAAAAGAAAUCCAAAAAAGCUAAUGAGCACAAGGCUUUUUUCUUGGUUCCUCCGUUGCCUGAUCAUAAUCCAUCCAGAUCGGCAAGUUCGUGGCUGUGUAACUGUUUAUCGUUGAAUAGACACAAAACAACCUUUAUUCACCGAACACCACUGUGCCUGAGGGAUGGUGGUGGUCGAAACCGCUGA